GAGACAGAUCCAUCAAGGAGUGGGACGUGCAAUCACUGACCAACACCAUGCACACGUUGCACGUGCACGGCGACUGGAUCCAGGCACUUUGCAUGUCUCCGAGCGAUGACGUGCUCUUCUCCGGCUCCAAGGACGGCGUCGUGAAGGUCUGGGAUGGCGAGCUCCAGUGUCAAGACGUGUUGCAGGGCCACCGUGGUCCGGUCUCCGCGCUGACAGCUGUAGGCAACCGACUCUUCUCAGCGUCGCACGACCGUGCUGUGCGGGUAUGGCGGAUCGAGCAGUACGGCUGA
Messenger RNA from Symbiodinium necroappetens, 290 nucleotides. The record is from the annotation of a GenBank genome assembly. NCBI's taxonomy places the organism in Eukaryota, Dinophyceae, Suessiales, Symbiodiniaceae.